UAAACUUUCACCUAAGACUUUUAGCUUGUCUGCUGUCAGACUGUCAGUUCUUGCGCCGCCGCUGACCAUUAAUCGUGUUUGUACGCGAUGAGCAUAUUUGAAUUUUGUUAAGAAAAUUAUUAGGAUUUUUAAUUGAAUUUUUUACUUUAAUUAAAUUAAAAGAUUUGUUCUUAAUACACGGAAAAGAAUACUUCUUGUUUUUUGUCCGCUUUCUAAAUUUCAAGUCUCUUCGUUACGGUCAAGUGAUUGAAGGUGUUAUAUCAUAUUUUAGUAUUGUUUAUUGGACACAAUGGACCAAAGCAGUAUAACUCCUAACACAUCUAAUCAGCAGCUGGUGAUAAAUGGAGACAAUGAUUCUGCCACUGCGCUUCUUCAGGAGAAGCAGGCUAGAAGACGUGAAACUUUAAGUGAUGUUACUUUAAAAGAAUUCAUGACUGUUGGGAUCCUGUGCUUCGUUAACCUCAUCAAUUACAUGGACAGAUUCACGAUAGCAGGCGUGCUGGAUGACGUCAAAAAAGAGUUUGAUAUCGGCGAUGAUAUGGCGGGCCUGCUUCAGACGGUGUUCGUGGUGGCAUAUAUGAUAUUCGCGCCUAUUUUCGGUUACCUGGGUGACAGGUAUUCGCGAAGGGGGAUCAUGGCGUUCGGAGUGGGUCUGUGGAGUGCCACGACGCUUAUCGGGUCUUUUAUACCGCACUUCGCAACAUUCGCGGUAUUUCGUGGUCUUGUGGGCAUUGGUGAGGCGUCGUACUCCACGAUAGCUCCGACCAUCAUCAGCGAUCUCUUUGUGGGGAAUGUCCGGUCAAAGAUGCUUGCCUUUUUCUACUUCGCGAUUCCGGUUGGAAGUGGUUUCGGUUACAUAGUUGGCUCCGUAGCCGGUGCUAUAGCGGGAGACUGGAGAUAUGGCCUUCGUGUCACGCCCUUUCUUGGGGCGGCUGCUGUAGCCCUAAUGAUCUUUGUCAUGGAGAACCCUGAGAGAGGACAGGCGGAGGAUUGUCAUAUGAAACCAACGUCGUACAGUGACGACCUUAAGUCUUUAGUAAAGAAUCCGUCCUUUAUGUUGUCAUCCCUGGCGUUUACCUGUGUGGCAUUUGUGACUGGCGCUCUCGCGUGGUGGGGGCCACAGUUUAUAUUCCUGGGACUGACAUUACAGCCUAACACUGAUAUUACGCUUGAAAGGGUGGCGUUAAUCUUCGGCGCGAUCACGAUGUUGUCUGGCGUGGUUGGAGUUCCGUUGGGCGCGUGGCUUGGUGCGGCACUGACCAAGCAAUUCCCUCGCUCGCAUCCUAUCAUCUGUGGGGUUGGCCUCCUCGUCUCAGCGCCAAUGAUGACACUAGCGAUGCUGCUCUGCGAGGGAUAUUUCUACGCGCCAUUCGUCCUCAUGUUUUUUGGGGAGGUCGCUCUGAAUAUCAACUGGGCUAUUGUUGCUGAUAUGUCGCUGUACGUGGUCAUACCACCAAGGAGAUCGACGGCUGAGGCAUUCCAGAUUUUAAUAUCACACAUGUUUGGGGACGCAGGCAGUCCCUACUUAGUUGGCGUUAUAUCCGAAGCCCUAAAACUCUACUAUUCAACACCGUCAGAGCCUGCUAGCAAAACGGCGGAAUUUCGUUCGUUACAAUACGCGUUAUUCGUAACUUGCUUCGUCGAAGUGGUCGGCGGAAUAUUCUUCCUCAUCACCGCGCUCUAUAUCGUCAGGGAUAAACUGAAAGUCGAUAGAGCUAUCGCUGUUACUUCAAAAGUAGUUUAGAAGCCGAGGCGCAGAACACAGAGCCGUCUCACAGUAACGCGCAAGAGCCAUUAGGAGGGGAUUAGAAUAGUUUUAGUUAAUUUCGCGUUUUAGAUCUGUGAGAUGAUUCACGAAAUGAUCGUUCGAGAUAAUUUAUCACAAAAUAUUGCCUUGAUAAAUUAACUAAAUGAUCAACGAAGAAGACUGAUUAAGUAUGCACAGCAAAUAGGGUUGAGUGAGAAAGGCAAUACGCGCCUGAGUAGGAACAUUGUGGUUUGGGGCACAUUUGGCUAGUGAUAGAAUUA
Molecule: messenger RNA, 2028 nt
Organism: Pieris napi
Lineage: Eukaryota; Metazoa; Arthropoda; Insecta; Lepidoptera; Pieridae
Gene: spin
Product: protein spinster
Exons: 10
Coding region: 290-1744 (484 amino acids)
Biological process (GO): transmembrane transport
Cellular component (GO): membrane
Molecular function (GO): transmembrane transporter activity
Source: RefSeq, a predicted model, not a curated record